ACGCAUUAAUACUUUUCCGGCUAUGUCUGAUGUGGUGUGGACGGGAAAUGUUCACUUUCCUGUUAAUGACUUCAGCGUGAGGACCUGGUGCUGACACGUCGAGUAAUCCCUACCGAUUACUAAUGACUUUAUUUAUUCAUCUAUUUUACUCAUAUAUGUUUGGUCAAAUAACCAAAACAAACGGGUUAUCGUCUACGAUCUAGUAUCGACAAUCAAACAGUGUAAGCCUGUUAGCUAGCUAGCUCACGUCUCCUGUCUUAAGGUAACUUGGCCAGUGGGUGGCAGCCGUGCAACUAGGAGAGCUUGCCUCUACUCUACUUAUUUUAAACGAAGAACAAAAUGGCUGGCUGUUGGUUGAUCAAAGUAGUACGCGAAGCACGAUUGACCAAUCGUCAUGCCUCCGAGUUUGGGUAUCGUCCAAUCAGGUGGCCUGUAGGCGGGAUAUCAUCCUGUCUAACGAACAACUAUAAAUCCAACCGUUGUGAAUGUGUCGUGAACAUAGUCUGCGCCGUGAUCGUUUUUUUUUUAAACUUACGGGACAUCAUUUGAGUGUAGCGAGUGAUAAUUGUCUGUCAGUGUUGAAUUAAUACACCGGUGUUCACACGAGUUCAUAGACGAAGGCGCCAAAGCGAGCAGAUGACAAUACUCGGCUAAGUCGGCUAAGCUAACCACCUAGCCCGCAGCAUGCCGAAUUUUUGCGCGGCCCCGAACUGUACGAGGAAGAGUACACAGUCCGAUCUGGCUUUUUUUCGCUUUCCGCGGGACCCAGAGAGAUGUCGAAUCUGGGUAGAGAACUGCCGCAGAGCAGAUCUGGAGGCAAAGACGUCGGACCAGUUGAACAAGCACUAUAGAUUAUGUGCCAAACACUUCGAUCCAGCUAUGGUUUGCAAAACUAGCCCCUAUAGGACCGUGUUGAAGGAUACAGCCAUUCCAACUAUAUUCGAUCUGACAAGUCAUCUAAAAAAUCCUCAUACCAGACAUCGCAAGCGGAUUAAAGAACUUACUGAAGAAGAUAUAAGAAAGAUCAAAGAAAGGAGAUUGGCAUCCUCUAUUGAACAGCUUGUUUCCAAAAAAGAUGCAGCAGCCGAAGACAGCACAAGCACCAAUGAGGAUGAACCUCAGCUGUCCACCGAGGAGAAAGAGCUUCGCGAAUACCUGAGGUCCAUGUUUGAGGUUGUGGUCAUGCUUGGAAAACAGUGUAUCCCAUUAGUGGCGGACAAAGCAUCUGAAGCCGUACAUAAGUCCAACAACUUCCAGGCCCUUCUAGAUUACCGCAUGAAUGUGGGAGACGCCGCUUUGAAGAAGCGGUUUGAGGCGACAGCUGUGAACACAGAAUACCUCUCUGCGACGCAGCAGAGCCAGCUCCUGGACGUCUGUGAGAACACGGUGAGGGAAGAGAUGCUAAUGGAGGUGAGAGAGAGUCGCUUCUUCUCCCUAGUGACCGGGGACCUUGUCGAAUUUUCCAGCGAGCGACACCUUCCUCUGUUUCUGCGCUUCGUGAAUCAGCAGAACGUCCUUCGAGAGGAGUUUUUAGACUUUGUGCUGUUUGAUGGUGACGAGUCAUCGCUGGUGGAGAGACUGGAGGCGCAGCUCACGGACCGUUGGGGCCUUAGCAUGGAGGACUGCCGUGGUCAGGCCCACAAGGCCACUGGGAGCUCCACCACCAAGAUGAAAGCUGUGGCAGUGUUACUGAUGGAGAAGUACCCCCUGGCAUUGAACAUGCCUUGCUCCCAUAUGGCGCUGAACAUUCACCUGGCCAACAGUCUGCCUUUUCCUAAUGUCCAGGUUGUCAUGGAGACUCUGAGGAGGAUUGGUGCUUUCUUCAGAACGCCCCUCACUCAGGAGGAGCUGGAUGCCGGCGUCUCUUCUCACUACCAGAAAAAUGAAGAGAAGGUUACUGUGCUAAAGCAAGCUUGUGUCUCAGGGUGGAUGGAGCAGCACAGCGUCUUCGAUGUGCUGCUGGAUCUGCUGCCGCCCCUGCUGCUGUGCAUGGACAGCAUUUGGGACAAUGGCGAUGGACAGUUCACUGACGCUGUCACAGCGGAGGCGUACUCAAUCACAGAAAUUCUGUCUGACUUUGAGAUCAUUGUCACCAUCGUCAUCUUGAAGAAUGUUCUCACGUUUACCAGAGCCUUUGGGAGGAAUCUCCAAAGGGAAACACUGGACGUGUUCUUCGCUGCCAACAGUCUCACUGCCGUCCUGCAUUCACUAAAUGAGGUCAAUGACAACAUUGACGUCUAUCAUGAAUUCUGGUAUGAGGAGGCGGUGAGUUUGGCCAAUGUCAUGGAGAUUCCUGUCAAGGUCCCGAGGCUGUUCCUUCGGAAACAGCGUGUGGCAGAUGUGGACGAAAUCCAAGCAGAGGCCUAUUUUAAGGAGUAUGUGACGAUCCCUGUUAUCCGUGGCAUCAUGCAGGAGGUGGAGGACAUGUUCUCUGAGACCAACCUCAAAGCUCUGAAGUGCCUGUCGCUGGUCCCGGCUGUCAUGGGCCAAAUGAAGUUCAACACCACCGAGGAGAACUACGCAGAUGUUUACCGUAACGACCUCCCCAACCCAGACACGCUUCCCGCAGAGCUUCACUGCUGGAGAAUCAAGUGGAAGCACCGGGGCAAAGAGGUUCGCCUGCCCACCACCAUCCACGAAACCCUGCAGCUUCCGGAUGUCAAGUUCUUUCCCAACGUGAACUCCUUCCUCAAGGUGCUCUCCACCUUACCUGUGCUGAAACUGGAAGAAAACAAAAGUGACACUGCAAGUGAACGGCUGCAGGCUUAUCUUGCCGGCACGCCUGCCAAGCAGUGGAACAAAAGUCUCGCCAUGCUCAACAUUAACACUCACGUCAAACACGACUUGGACGUCAUGGUAGAUAAAUAUUGCAGACUCUACCCAGAGGACGAUGCUGAAGCUGAGGAGGCAGCUGAAGAAGAUGCUGUGGUGAAAUGAUCAUGACACAGAAACUGAGCUUUAAAUAACUGUUCUGGGACAGAAAUGAGUGGAACAGAAAUGCUGUCGGUCAUAAAAACAUCCUGAUCUGGUUGCCGGUGUGCGUUUUCCUGCAUUUACACUUGAAUAUUUGUAUUAAUGAUUUAAAUGCAGAUGUGAAGAGAUAAUGUAUGCUAUGUCCAUUCAGUCUCUGAGGUUUCAAAGAAAACCUUUUAGUUCUUAUUUGUACAUCACAGCCUCAUCUGGUAUUGUAAGAAAACAAAUUCUCUUUACCUCAUGGAGACUCAACAAAUAUUGCCACAACAUAAGACCUACAGAAAUGAAAUGUACUGUCAAACGUAUGAUCUGUAAAUAUUCAAAGUUCCGGCUCUUUGUCAGGCCAUUUAGACUUUAAUAAUGCGGUGAUGCUAAGGAAAUAUUUUUUUAGCUCAUAUACAUUUAGCUUUUAAAUCAAACCACAUGAUGAACACGUCGCCCUGCUAAUCCACAGGAGCGAUUUCCUUCAGGUGACUGUGAGGCAGCAGGAGCACAAGAGGGAGCAGUCACACCAAUAUCAGCAGUAUCCCAGGACGAAUACCAACAGGAAGCUUCUAUUCAUUGGAUAGUUAUAGAGGCCAGUGUGUUCAGAGUUUAAAUGAUGUAGUAUCCCCAUUGAAACAGCUCAAAAUACCAACCUGGUAUGUGAUAGUGAUAUUUUUGCCUCACCAUGUACUGUUUUAAAAUAAGAAUACACUGCAGGAGAUAUGACAACUCUGGAUAUGGCAUUGAUAUGUUUUUGUUAUAAUUGUUUGUGGUAAGGUAGUUUUAUUUUUUCUGUCUCCUAAAAUAUUCAUUACACUGUCCCUUUUUUAAAAAACAUAAUCAAGUCUAUUUUCAGUUUGUUUAAUAAAAUCCUUUUACAGAAGAAAAUUAAAAUGCAAGUCUGAUUUUUAUCCUCAUUUAUUUGAGAAUAAUCAUUGGUAAUUUCUCUCCUUUUAUUCAGUU
Molecule: messenger RNA, 3921 nt
Organism: Scophthalmus maximus (turbot)
Lineage: Eukaryota; Metazoa; Chordata; Actinopteri; Pleuronectiformes; Scophthalmidae
Gene: thap12b
Product: THAP domain containing 12b
Exons: 5
Coding region: 685-2937 (750 amino acids)
Source: RefSeq, a predicted model, not a curated record